This is a messenger RNA of Aspergillus chevalieri, 843 nucleotides long. RefSeq lists its product as uncharacterized. Gene Ontology annotation, molecular function: nucleic acid binding. The record is from RefSeq and is a predicted model, not a curated record. Gene Ontology annotation, biological process: DNA integration. The coding region runs from base 1 to 843 and encodes 280 amino acids. The transcript has a single exon. NCBI's taxonomy places the organism in Eukaryota, Fungi, Ascomycota, Eurotiomycetes, Eurotiales, Aspergillaceae.
AUGACAACAAAGAAGUUGACUGCACGGCAAGCCAGAUGGGCUGAGUUCCUCUCCCGAUUCUAUUUCCUGAUUCGAUACCGACCUGGACGAGAGAAUACCCUUGCAGAUGCCCUUAGUCGACCAGUGACAGAUAUCCAGAAGAAGGAUGAGUACCGUCACCAGAUCUUGCUGAAGCCAGAGACUGUUGAAGCACCAAUUCAGGUGAAUGACCUGGAGCCAGCAUUACAGGUAGUGGAUCAGAUACUCAAGGCCAACCGCAACUCUGCUACAGCAGAAGGAUAUCACAAGAAAGCUCAAGAGGGAAAGGAUGACUGGACUCUCCAAGAUGGCCUGCUACUGAAAGGAAACCGAUUGUUUGUUCCUGAUGAUGACCCUGAACUCCGCACCCGACUGCUUGAUGAAGUGCAUGCACAAGUAUCAACUGCACACCCAGGGAGAACAAAAACCCAACAGCUCAUCAGAGCACAAUACUACUGGCCAACCUGGAGACAAGAUGCUGAAAGAUAUGUACGGAAUUGCUCAAAAUGUCAGAGAGCUGAGAACCCUCGAGAUCAUGUUCCAGGGCUUCUUCAACCUUUACCCAUUGCUGAGCGCCCCUGGCAACAUAUAUCUAUGGACUUCCGUUCCUUUCCAGUUGACAAGAAUGGAUAUGACGCUGCACUAGUGAUAGUGGAUCGAUUUAGCAAGAGACCCAUCAGCAUUCCCUGCAAGAAGACUGCCACCUCUGAAGAUGUUGCACGCAUGUUCAUCAAACAUGUUUACCGGCAUAGGGGGCCUCCAUCAACUAUCGUAUCAGACCGUGGACCCCAAUUUGUGUCAGCAUUCUGGGAUGAACUCUGCUGA